Messenger RNA from Nanorana parkeri, 460 nucleotides. It is a transcript of the gene COX7A2L, whose product is annotated as cytochrome c oxidase subunit 7A-related protein, mitochondrial. Gene Ontology annotation, biological process: mitochondrial respirasome assembly; regulation of oxidative phosphorylation; mitochondrial electron transport, cytochrome c to oxygen. The transcript is spliced from 3 exons. NCBI's taxonomy places the organism in Eukaryota, Metazoa, Chordata, Amphibia, Anura, Dicroglossidae. The record is from RefSeq and is a predicted model, not a curated record. Bases 90 to 437 code for a protein of 115 amino acids.
CUCGGCGUCAUCAAACGGCGACGCAACGGGUCCUGAGUUCCUUCCUGUUGGAGCAGCCCGGCGUCCUGACAUUGCCUGAGCUUGAUAUCAUGUAUUAUAAGUUCAGCGGCUUCACUCAGAAGCUGGUCGGGGCGGCGCCGGUGGAGGCUUACAGCCCACAGGGGUUCCGACCAGUCUCUAACCCCGAAGCUCCAGCACCUAUUUUUGCAACACCAACAAAAUCUUCAGGUGAACCAACGACUCGUAAAUACCUGAUAAGGAACAGAGUGCCAGAGCUACAGAAACACUUCCAGAAACCUGAUGGCGUACCUGUAUACUUAAAAGGCGGAUAUAUCGAUAGACUUCUGUACCGAACAACUAUGGCAUUAACACUCGGCGGGACCAUCUAUUGCAUCAUAGCGCUAGUCAUAGCAUCACAGCCCAAAAAAAAUAAAUAAAUCUGGGACUGGUCACGUGGCAA